This is a messenger RNA of Helicoverpa zea (corn earworm), 1710 nucleotides long. Its product is annotated as proton-coupled amino acid transporter-like protein CG1139. Gene Ontology annotation, cellular component: vacuolar membrane. NCBI's taxonomy places the organism in Eukaryota, Metazoa, Arthropoda, Insecta, Lepidoptera, Noctuidae. Bases 264 to 1631 code for a protein of 455 amino acids. Gene Ontology annotation, biological process: amino acid transmembrane transport. The transcript has 10 exons. The record is from RefSeq and is a predicted model, not a curated record. Gene Ontology annotation, molecular function: amino acid transmembrane transporter activity.
GAGAAGGUUCUGAAAUCGGACGUUUGUAUACAUGUAUAUAGUUUGCUUGAUGUACGCGCGAGUGUUAAAGUGACGGGAUAAAAUAGUAAUAGUAAUACGCGGUAAAGUUGGUUGUGAGAUGAAUUUUGUUGAGUUUCUAAGAUAGCGAAGAUAUCUAAAGUAACCCUUGGCAAUGGAUGGAUGACCAACAUUCGACAACUUACAACUACAACAGAAAUUGAACCUUCAACAUUACGACAUACGGCUCAAUUUCCACCGGCACAAUGGAGAAAACCAUACCUUCAGCUCCAUCUAUUCACAGUCUUUCGGACAACUACAGUUCAAAAAUCGAGCUAGCUUACAAUGGAUCUAAAGAGGACUUGGAGCCUUACAUACCUUCACAACAUAGACCCAUCGCUUCAAAUACAUCGAGUUUUGGCGCCCUAGCUCAUCUGCUCAAAGCAUCCCUCGGAUCAGGCGUGCUGGCGAUGCCUCUAGCAUUCAAGAAUGCAGGUCUGGCUGUAGGCAGCGUUGGUACUCUAAUCAUCGGCCUCAUUUGCUGUCAUGUUAUACAUGUUUUGGUAAAAACAUCACAAAAAUUAUGCGUAGAAGUAAGAAAACCGGCACUAGGGUACGCGGAUACAUGCGACCUGGUGUUUCAACAUGGACCCAAACCUGUGAGAAAAGUUGCUCCUUUUAUCAGGGAGCUGGCAGAUUGGGCACUUGCGGUAACGCAUAUGGGCGCGUGCUGUGUGUAUGUUGUGGUUAUAGCCGAGUCAUUUAGACAAGUGUCAAUGGUCUACGGCGGUCCCGAUUGGUCAGUCACAGUCUACUGCGCGCUUUCCCUAGUGGUACUCCUACCACUAACUCAGAUCACCAAGCUGAAGUACCUGGUACCAUUCUCAGCACUCGCCAACUUCGUGUGGCUGGGGUCUAUCUGUAUCUGCCUUUACUACUGCUUGAAGGAUCAUCCGAAGGUCUCUGAGAGGAAGCUGGCUACGUCCAUCAGUGGUAUUCCUACUUUUAUAAGCACGAGUCUCUUCGCAAUGGAAGGCAUCGGCGUGGUGAUGCCCAUUGAAAACGAGAUGAGGAAGCCGCAAGACUUUCUCGGCUGUCCAGGAGUUCUGAACGCGGCGUUCACUGUUAUAGCCGUCAUGUACGCCUUUGUGGGGUUCGUUGGGUAUCUGAGGUUCGGUGAUGAAGUUAGAGGCAGCUUGACGCUUAACUUGCCACAGGAAGAAGUUCUAGCACAAACAGCGAAGCUGCUGGUAGGCUGCGUGUUACUACUGUCCUUCACCCUAGUCUACUAUGUACCAAUUGACGUCAUCUGGAGGAGGGUGGAGCACAGAAUACCACUGAGUGGGCGCCGGUGGGGACUGGCUGGUGUCAGAUUUGUCGGCUGUUUGUUAUUAGUUGGCAUCGCAGCCGCAGUACCAAAACUAGAACUCUUCAUGGAGUUAGUAGGAGCUGUCUGUUUGUCCGUCAUGGGUCUUCUCCUCCCAGCUAUAGUUGAAACAGUAUUCCGAUGGAAUAGGGAUAUAGUGCCUUGUUCCUUCGUCGUAUGGAAGAACGUCAUCAUAGGAUUCUUCUCCAUCAUAGCAAUGUGUUCGGGAGUGACGUACGCUAUACUGGCGAUCGUCAAUACAAUGUGAUUUUUUUAAACUAAUUUAUUUUUUAAUUUAAAUUUUUCGAAGAUGUAAAUAUAUUUUUAUUAUAAGAUGCUUUGACUUU